UUGCUUUUGAUAAUUGAUCGGAUUUUUUGUUUGUAUGUUUGUUUUAUGCGAUUUGGUGUUUAUACACAUACACACAAAAAGAGACACGCAAAUAUUUAUUAAAUGGAAUGCUCAAUUGGCAGUGUUAGUGGCUUUGAUAUAUUCUUUUUAUUUUUUUUUUCCCAAAACUCUUGAGAGUAAUAACAUUUUGUUUGGACAUCAUAAUAACUGCAUUUGUCAGUUAUUAUUUUCUUAAAUAUCUAUGUUGUACCUUCAAAUGUAGAUGGGAAGCUUAAGUGUAGUGUGUCUAUUGUGUUUUGAUGUCACAAAGGCCCUUUUUGCUACGUUUUAGAAUUGGGAAUAGAAUCUUAUUUCUGAAAUGGGGUUCCAAGUUCUUGUUUGGUAAACAAAGAAUCCAAAAAUUUAAUAUGUUGAAUUGGUUGAUUGUUGGUAAAAUUAAUAUCUGUCUUUGUUUAUACUUUUCUUUGGAUAAAAUGAAUAAAGGAACAACACAUCGUGGGAAUUCCCUGGCUUUAACAUCACUUAUCAUUCUCAUUUGUUCCCCAAGGUUUACUAAACGUGCCAAAAAGUUUUACACAAAAUCCGCAUGUACAUCUCUAGUUUUUCACGUUAAUUUUGGAAGAAGCAAGGAAGAGCACAAUUAAAGCAAAGGACAAGUUUGCUGAAUAAACUCAGUAUUAGGGCACCCUUCUUGGAGUCCUGGGGUUGGCUUGGAGAUACGCCAUGGCAAUGGAGGUUACCCAGGCUCUUUUGAAUGCACAAUCAGUAGAUGGUAAUGUGCGGAAGCAUGCAGAGGAAAGCUUAAAACAGUUUCAGGAGCAAAAUCUACCUGGUUUUCUGUUAUCGCUAUCUGGGGAGCUAGCUAAUGAUGAUAAGCCCGUUGACAGCCGAAAACUAGCUGGUUUGAUACUGAAGAAUGCCUUGGAUGCCAAGGAACAACAUAGAAAAUAUGAGCUUGUUCAGAGAUGGUUGUCAUUGGAUGCUGCUGCAAAAAGCCAGAUAAAGACAUGCUUGCUAAAGACUCUCUCUUCUUUGGUAUCUGAUGCCCGAUCAACUGCUUCUCAAGUAAUUGCUAAGAUUGCUGGCAUUGAGCUACCACAGAAACAAUGGCCUGAGUUGAUAGGAUCACUUUUGUCUAAUAUUCACCAGCUACCUGCUCAUGUCAAGCAAGCAACAUUAGAGACUCUUGGAUAUUUGUGUGAGGAAGUCUCUCCUGAUGUGGUGGAUCAAGAUCAAGUUAAUAAAAUUCUUACUGCUGUAGUUCAAGGUAUGAAUGCAUCUGAAGCUAGCAUUGAUGUUAGGCUUGCUGCUACCCGAGCACUAUAUAAUGCUCUGGGCUUUGCUCAAGCAAAUUUUAGCAAUGAUAUGGAGCGUGAUUAUAUCAUGAGGGUUGUAUGCGAGGCAACUUUGUCUCCAGAAGUAAAGAUGAGGCAAGCAGCUUUUGAAUGUUUGGUCUCUAUUUCAUCAAUAUACUAUGAGAAAUUAGUUCCUUAUAUGCAAGACAUCUUUACAAUCACAGCAAAGGCUGUGAGGGAAGAUGAGGAACCUGUGGCUCUUCAGGCAAUUGAGUUUUGGAGUUCAAUUUGUGAUGAGGAAAUAGACAUCUUGGAAGAAUACCGGGGUGAUUUCACAGGGGAUUCAGAUAUCCCUUGCUUUUAUUUCAUCAAACAGGCUCUCCCUGCUCUUGUCCCCAUGUUGUUGGAGACCCUUCUUAAGCAAGAAGAGGAUCAGGAUCAGGACGAAGGUGCUUGGAACAUUGCUAUGGCAGGUGGAACAUGCCUAGGCUUGGUUGCACGAACUGUGGGAGAUGAUAUUGUUCCACUUGUUAUGCCAUUCAUUGAAGAAAAUAUUACAAAACCAGAUUGGAGGCAGAGGGAGGCAGCCACAUAUGCGUUUGGCUCAAUCUUGGAGGGUCCAUCACCUGACAAGUUGAUACCUCUUGUUAAUGUUGCUUUAAAUUUCAUGCUUACUGCUUUAACAAAUGACCCAAAUAAUCAUGUAAAAGACACCACUGCUUGGACCUUGGGACGAAUCUUUGAAUUCCUUCAUGGAUCUACUAUUGAUACACCCAUAAUUACUCAAGCGAAUUGCCAACAGAUCAUCACAGUAUUGCUUCAGAGCAUGGGAGAUGCUCCAAAUGUGGCUGAAAAGGCAUGUGGUGCCCUCUAUUUUCUUGCCCAAGGUUAUGAGGAGGCAGGUCCAUCAUCUCCCUUGACACCUUAUUUCCAGGAAAUUGUGCAUGCCCUUCUGACUGUUACUCACAGAGAAGAUGCUGGGGAGUCUCGGUUGAGGACUGCUGCUUAUGAAACACUGAAUGAAGUUGUGAGGUGUUCAACUGAUGAAACAGCACCAAUGGUAUUGCAGCUGGUACCUGUCAUUAUGACUGAGCUUCACAAGACUCUUGAAGGAUUGAAGCUAGCAUCUGAUGAGAGAGAGAAGCAGAGUGAGUUGCAAGGCCUUCUUUGCGGAUGUUUACAAGUCAUCAUUCAGAAAUUAGGUUCAUCAGAACCUACAAAGAUUGUGUUCAUGCAAUAUGCAGACCAGAUAAUGGGGCUUUUCUUGAGGGUUUUUGCUUGCAGAAAUGCAACUGUUCAUGAGGAGGCAAUGCUUGCAAUUGGAGCCCUUGCCUAUGCAACUGGUCCAGAUUUUGUGAAAUACAUGUCAGAGUUUUAUAAAUACUUGGAAAUGGGUCUUCAGAAUUUUGAGGAGUACCAAGUUUGUGCUGUUACAGUUGGUGUUGUGGGGGAUAUCUGCAGGGCAUUGGAGGAUAAAAUUUUGCCAUAUUGUGAUGGGAUUAUGACACAACUUCUCAAGGAUUUAUCCAGCAAUCAGUUACAUCGAUCUGUCAAGCCUCCCAUAUUCUCAUGUUUUGGUGACAUUGCCUUAGCAAUAGGAGAAAAUGUUGAGAAGUACUUGAUGUACGCCAUGCCCAUGCUCCAAAGUGCUGCAGAAUUGUCUGCCCAUACAGCUGGGGCUGAUGAUGAAAUGAUUGAAUAUACGAAUUCACUGAGAAAUGGAAUUUUGGAGGCUUAUUCAGGAAUUCUUCAAGGGUUUAAGAACUCUCCCAAGACCCAACUCUUGAUUCCUUAUGCUCCUCACAUCCUCCAGUUCCUGGAUAGCAUCUACAUGGAAAAAGACAUGGAUGAUUUGGUCAUGAAAACUGCUAUAGGAGUCCUUGGAGAUUUAGCAGAUACACUGGGAAGUAAUGCUGGUUCUUUGAUACAACAAUCUCUUUCUGUCAAAGACUUUUUAAAUGAAUGUUUGUCUUCUGAAGAUCAUAUGAUUAAGGAAUCUGCUGAAUGGGCCAAGUUGGCCGUAAGUCGUGCCAUUUCUAUUUGAGGUUAUUGGUACUCAGCAUUUUUUUUUCUUUACAAGUCCCUGCAUGCAUUUGGGUCUAUUGAGUCCAGGUCUGGGUUGCAUUCGAGUCAGGUCAUCUGCCAUUUUCAGAUAACUGAAGUUAUCGAUCUUCAGGUUGUCACUAACUCUUGCAUCAGCAUCAUGUUUCUGUCAGAGGCAUUGGGCAGUGAUUGCGUUGCAGAUAUGCGUUAAGGCAUCCAUAAAAAGCUUUAAAAAAUUGUUGGCCAUAGAAUACUGAAUUGGUGCAAGUGAGGGAGAGGUUACACUGAUUUGCUGAAUAGAUACAGGUUCGGCAGCAUCUUGUCAGUUGUUUGUUGGUCCUUGUAAUGGUUGAGACCUCUUCUUACCAGAUUACCCAUGCUGUCUUGGUGGUUGUUUCUGAAGUACCUCCAGGUUGUGGGAGUGGAGGACUGCAGUGUCGGUUGAAGUUUUGUGACACUUGAAGACCACCCAAGUGCCACAUUUUAGAAGACCCUCAAGUCAAUACUGAUUUCACCCCUUGUGAUUUUUCAUUUGUUAAUGUCUGUAUUAGUUCAUCAUUAUGUCUGUCAUGGUCAGGUUGUAUUUUAACUAUUGUUUUCCUUUGGCAUACUCAGUUGAGGGUCUAUAACAUAUUAUUGAGGGUGUUGCAUCCUGCAUUGCAUUAUUCAUUUUUCCUUAAUUGUUUUUAUAGAUCUCAAGUCAUUUACUUUGCAUUCAUUAGAUCACAUAAUCUGCCUUUUUUCCCCAAUUUUCUCAGAUGCUAGUCUCUUUCUUUCUUUCUUUCUUCUUUUUUCCCAGAACAUAUAUUUGGUUAAUUUUGGGUUGUAGAGAAUGGUUGUAUUAAGAUGUCAUGAGUUAAUGCAUUAUAAAUGAUUGCAUGAGCAUUUGAGUCUCACAUGCAGCAAAAGGCAAUGCAAUUUUAUUUGUUCUCAUGCUUCAUCUAUGAAGCACUCGAAGUUCUUUGUCCAUCUUUGAGUAUUUUGGCUUAUCUUGGUUUGUAGAGAAUGGUUAAUUUAAACUGUCGUGAACAAUGAUUACAUUACAAGUGAUUGAAUGAAGAUUGAGUCACAUUAUAGUUA
Molecule: messenger RNA, 4418 nt
Organism: Ricinus communis (castor bean)
Lineage: Eukaryota; Viridiplantae; Streptophyta; Magnoliopsida; Malpighiales; Euphorbiaceae
Product: importin subunit beta-1
Exons: 3
Coding region: 724-3339 (871 amino acids)
Biological process (GO): protein import into nucleus
Cellular component (GO): cytoplasm; nucleus
Molecular function (GO): small GTPase binding; nuclear import signal receptor activity
Source: RefSeq, a predicted model, not a curated record